Molecule: messenger RNA, 450 nt
Organism: Hydra vulgaris (swiftwater hydra)
Lineage: Eukaryota; Metazoa; Cnidaria; Hydrozoa; Anthoathecata; Hydridae
Source: RefSeq, a predicted model, not a curated record
AUGAGUCCUGGGUUGGGUGAUAUAAAUAAUGUAAAAUUUGAAUUACAUGGUUUUUCUGGUGCAAGUGUUAAGUCGUUUGGGUGUUGUGUUUAUCUUAGAUUUAUUAAUGCUAAUUUUAGUCGUGCCUCUUUAAUAGCCUCGAAGUCUAGGGUUGCCCCAUUAGGCAAGAACACAAUGCCUCAAUUAGAGCUUUCUGCAACUCUACUUUUAGCAAAGCUAUUAGCAUCUAUUUACGAUCAAUUGAUAUCUAUUUAUAACAUAUCAAAUAUAGUAUAUUGGACUGAUUCAACAAUUUGUUUGCAUUGGAUUUUUAAUACUAAUAAUACCUAUGAACAGUUUGUACAAAAUCGUUUAAAUAAAAUAAGAGAAUUGACUUUAAUUUGUAAUUGGAACUAUAUUGAAUCCUUUAGGAAUCCUGUAGAUAUAAUAUCACGAGGAUCUUCGCCUUAA